This is a messenger RNA of Pyricularia pennisetigena, 1527 nucleotides long. RefSeq lists its product as uncharacterized. The annotation marks the transcript as partial. The transcript has 3 exons. The record is from RefSeq and is a predicted model, not a curated record. NCBI's taxonomy places the organism in Eukaryota, Fungi, Ascomycota, Sordariomycetes, Magnaporthales, Pyriculariaceae.
CCCAAGAUCUGCCAGAUUUGUGACGAGCAAAUUCCUGCAGACGAUUUUCGACAACAUCAAAAGGCCGAACAUCAGAUCCAGGAAUGCCCCUUCUGCGAAAAGUCAGGGAGUGACCUCCUCCAUCAUAUCCACAAUCAUCACCCUUUAGCCGAGACAAGCGCGAAAAGUGCAAACCAAAAUAACACGGCACUUGAUCUCCGCAAAGGGGCUUGUGAAGCCGAUGCUGGGCUGGUUAUACCGAAUCCUGCCUCUCAACCAGCGCAAGACAAGCCUUGGGGUAUUUACAAUCUACUAAACAAUGUGCGAGAAUCUUCAAAGCAAAGCUUGUCAGCGCCCUCUCAUCCAGCGAUCACUUCAUCUGCAACCAAUAUUGUAGGGUCGAUUGGAGAUGUUAUACUGGAAACUCGGAGUCGACAAGGCGUACGUAACGCCAGGGCCACAACACCCAUCCGUGAUCAGGUGAAUGUCUCAUCGGAAGAGGAAGAUAUGAACGUAUCAUCUCGACAAGUAGGACUACCUGAGGGAGCUCACUCUAAUCGGCGGUCUGAACGAUUACACACAUCACCAGGAUGUGUAACGAAGCGCAACUUUGCCGAAAGUCAUGCCACACCCGCUAGCAAGCGUCGCAAAAAGGUUGAUAUAAAGCAACUGGCUACCCACAUUGGAAGUGAAGAAACCAAGCUUGGAUUUCGUGCCCUUAUUCAAUCAUGUCUUACCAAUACAGAAACGGCCACGCCCGCAUUCCCCGCUACACCGGACCCUGCACCGGACCCUUUGCAACUGGCCUCAAAACUUAGCGAAAAAGCGGCAAGCCAUGAAAAGGCGAUUGGUAUGCAUCGGCUGUAUCAAUACAUCAGCCUAUUGGAGUUGGCCAAGGUUCUCCAUGACUCCAAACAUGGACGCAUUCGAGUCAGCUCAGAUGAAUACGAUGGGAUCUUGAGGUUGCAAAACAAGGAAAACAACAAAAGAAACAAAGAUAAACUUGCAGACCAAAUCAGGCUUGGGCGCAAAAUCUGGAAGAUUUGCGCAAUGGACAUCGGUGAGAAGUACUUAGGGGCACUUCCGUUUCUUGUUGUCGCAGUGAAAACAGAAGAUAUUCUCAAGGUCACCGACGAUAUGUUGCCAUCUCUGAAUGUCUUGCUCUCCCGUUAUAUCCAUUUAUGGACGAACGGAAAGAUGCUGGUCGACUACAUUAGGCGGGGCUGUUGUCCCGAGGGUCGAAAGGCGAUUGAGGAUAUUCUUCUAAACUACCCGACCAAAGCCAGGCGCUGGAUCCAGCACUGGGGAUUUGCAAAAUUGGCAGGUGUUGGUUCAGAAGAUAAGGUGCGGCUUCCAUGUGUUUCAGCUACGUAUCAAGCAGCAGUGGUAACACUAGGAGAAGGCGUAGUUAUUCGGAAGAACCUUAGGGCCUCGGAGCUCCAAGUUACCCGGGCAGGUAACAUCUUCCUGAGUCGCGAAGGAGUUAGCCUGGAGGGGGCAGAAGAGGAUUGGAGAAGAGCUGGGGCGCAACACGGGAAGGCCUUUUGA